Strongylocentrotus purpuratus (purple sea urchin) is the source of this 1377-nucleotide messenger RNA. It is a transcript of the gene mettl6, whose product is annotated as methyltransferase-like protein 6. The coding region runs from base 215 to 1051 and encodes 278 amino acids. Lineage: Eukaryota; Metazoa; Echinodermata; Echinoidea; Camarodonta; Strongylocentrotidae. The record is from RefSeq and is a predicted model, not a curated record. The transcript is spliced from 5 exons.
GGUCAAUGUCAAUACUCAUGUUAAUACUUCUGCUAUGAAUACCUAGUAUGAUGCCAUCCUACCAUUUUAUCAAAAUAAUAAAUAUACUUAAUUUACCAAAUAGUUUCCCAAACCAUCACGUGCAGCAAAAUUGCAUAACUCUGCAUUACAACACUUUAAACAUUUUUUGAUACGAAGUAGCCAAUCUCUGUGUUUUUUUAGAGAAAAAACUGCUAUGGAAAAAGAGAAAGAUGGAGGUGGGUGGGUCACUACAAAGCAACCAAGAGACCUCACAGAGGCUGAGAAACAGAAGCUUGCCGAAGACGAAACCUGUGUCUCGGACUUCAAGCAGAAUAAGUUGGAGUUAGAGGCCAAGAAGAACUGGGACCUUUUCUACAAGAGGAACUCCACAAAUUUCUUCAAGGAUCGGCACUGGACGACCAGGGAGUUUGAGGAAUUGAUAGCAGAGAGUAGAGAGGGAAAACAAAAAUCACUAUUGGAAGUUGGUUGUGGUGUUGGCAACACGGUGUACCCUCUCCUAGAUGCUAGUCCUGAGAUCUUCAUCCACUGCUGUGAUUUCUCACCAAGAGCUGUACAGUUUGUCAAGGAGCACUCCGCUUAUGACCCAGCUCGUGUCAAUGCAUUCCAGUGUGACAUCACAUGUGAUGAUCUGACCAAUAACAUAGCAGCAUCCAGCGUUGACAUGGUAACCAUGUUCUUUGUUCUGUCAGCGAUUCAUCCAGACAAGAUGUUACAGUCAAUACAAAAUAUAUACAAGGCUCUUUGUCCCGGUGGGUUGGUGUUAUUCAGAGACUAUGGUCUUCAUGACCAUGCCAUGCUCAGGUUUAGCAAGGGACACAAACUCAGUGAGAACUUUUACGUGAGGCAGGAUGGAACAAGAGCUUUCUACUUUUCUACAGAUGUUCUCUCAGAUCUGUUCAUCAAGGCAGGAUUUGAUGUGGUUGUCAACGAGUAUGUCUACAGAGAGACGGUGAACAAGAAAGAAGGACUCUCUGUACCCAGGGUGUUUGUCCAGAGUAAAUUCUCAAAGAAGAUCGCAGAGAAUUCAUGACACCCAUUUACACCAGACUGUUUUGCAACCUCAGAUCUGAGCUCUUCAAGGAAAUGAAAGAGAAUUCAUGAUACCAGUAUACAAGAGACAGUUUAAUAAUUUCAGAUCUUUGUGUUAGAGUGGUGCUUCCAGAGCAAAUUCUUGAAGAAAAUCGCAGAGAAUUCAUGACACCCAUUUAUACCAGACUGUUUUGCAACUUCAAAUCUGUGCUCUUCAAGGAAAUAAAAGAGAAUUCAUGACACCAGUAUACAAGAGACUGUUAAGCAAUUUCAGAACUUCCUGUUAGAGUGGUGCUUGUAAAGCAAGUUCUUGAAGAAAAUUGCAGA